AUGGCAAGCCGAGGCCGAGAGGCCUACCGGCCAAGGCAGAAGGACACCGACUUCUUUCGGCGGCCGCUCCGCCCUUCGCGAUUCGAGGGUGGCCCGGAGACCGAGGGCCCUGGCCGCGGAGAGUGGCAAGGUGACGAGAACAAGUACACCAUCAAUUGGGGCGAUCCGAAUAUCGGCAAGCGCCAAGCGGAAUACAAGCCGCCUGAAGAACUGGACCCUGAGUGGUAUGAGUCGGGCGACGACGGAGGUGACGGGCCUGACGAGGACGAACGACCUGCGCCCCGCCGUCGCGAGCGCCCGCGGCGGCGCCGUCCCCGCUCGCGCUUCAGGGAGGGCGGGCCUUCCGACGGCGCGUCCGUAGCGGCGGCGCCGCGGCUCCGCCCAAGGGAGCCCUGGCGGCCGCCAGUCUUCGAGCCCUUGGAGCCCCAAGGGCGCGGACGCGCGCAGGGCAGGGACUUCCCGAGCCGGGGGCGCCCUGCGCCUCGCGAUGAGCGUCCGGGCCGAAGACCGGAGCGGCAGCCCAGGCAGCCCAGGCAGCAGCUGCGGAGGAUCUCGCUGGAGCCUCCAGUUCGGCCGGUGAACUUGGAGGCCAUGGCGGCCAAGGGCCUCCCGAAGAUGAACCUCUACCAGCUCUCUGGCUUGCAGGGCUUCUCAUUUUUUUAA
Symbiodinium natans is the source of this 663-nucleotide messenger RNA. NCBI's taxonomy places the organism in Eukaryota, Dinophyceae, Suessiales, Symbiodiniaceae. The record is from the annotation of a GenBank genome assembly.